UUUUUAGAUGUGACUGCUGCUAGUUGCCGUAGCACAGCGGAAGUAGCGUGAAUACUGUGCGACCAACGCAUGUACGGAAGGUGAAAAACAUGAAAACUGACAAUUUGUGAGGAAAUUGAAGAAUACUUUCCCCGAAUUUGAGUAAACGUUCGCUGUUAUCUUCCGUUGCCGUGUGGGGAAUCUUGCUGAACGGGGAUGUUCCUCACGCUGUUGCGUCUCGGGAAGGGGAUCCCGGGGAAGCAGUGGAUCGGGAAGCACCGCCGGCCGAGAGUCGUCACCUGGCAGAUGAAGCGCAACGUGCUAGUGCGGCUGGAGAGGGAAGCGGAGAACGAGUACUGGCUGAGCCGGCCAUACAUGACGCCGGAGCAGGAGCACGGGCACUCCGCCGAGCGCCGGCGACACCGGUACCUGGACUUGAAGGCCGCCAAAACCGCCAACUUUCCUGAGCACAAAUACCUCGCGGACCACCUUAGCCACCUCAACGUCACCAAGAACUGGUCAAGUUAACGGAAAAACACCUGAAGAAAUGAGCACGGGAACAUCAGUGACGUUGAAUAGAUUGAUUAAAAUGUUACAUGGCAGGCAUUCGCUGAAUUUUGCAUCUAACAGGUGUGGUCAGACAUGCAGAUCUCGUUUUGAACCGAAGGCACACUGCGUCUUAGACCUUUGACCAUGUCAAAUUCCAGGUGUCACUUUCAAACAUAUUGAAAUUUUCAGUGAAAGUGAUAAAGCAUGUAUUUAUGGUAUAUUGAAAAUAAUGUGUGCAUUAUCAUCUUAAAUAAAAGUUGUGGUUAAUAGGA
Molecule: messenger RNA, 800 nt
Organism: Anguilla rostrata (American eel)
Lineage: Eukaryota; Metazoa; Chordata; Actinopteri; Anguilliformes; Anguillidae
Gene: mrpl57
Product: mitochondrial ribosomal protein L57
Exons: 2
Coding region: 196-507 (103 amino acids)
Biological process (GO): mitochondrial translation
Cellular component (GO): mitochondrial ribosome
Molecular function (GO): structural constituent of ribosome
Source: RefSeq, a predicted model, not a curated record